This is a messenger RNA of Pieris macdunnoughi, 546 nucleotides long. Lineage: Eukaryota; Metazoa; Arthropoda; Insecta; Lepidoptera; Pieridae. The record is from the annotation of a GenBank genome assembly.
AUGUUUAAGGGUACUUACGUAUUAGCGCCACCGCGCCAAAAAUUCUGGUCUAACAAAUAUUUGCAGAAGUCAGCCAUCACAAGAGUCUGCGCCGUCGGAGGCUUUUUUAUUUCUAUACCCGUAUUUUUAACAGGUAUAAUACUUUACACAUUCAUCCAGUUCCACUCUACACCCGCAAUAGUCACAUCGGUAUUUAUCGGUGUGGGCAUCAUAUUCUGCGGGUGCGCUAUGGUUCACAACGUGUUCGUAUGGCAGAAGGAAAAGACCAAUUUGGUGAAAGCAUUUCGUACACAAGAAAUUGCAAUGAAUACAUCGAACGGUGUGGUUAUGAAUGGACAUUUGAAUAACACUGGGGCCGGCAAUGUUAGCUUUCACAGCAUGACUGCGCCGUAUACGCAUCCAAUCACGCUUUUGCAGCAGGGCGGGCCUUAUAUUAUUAGGCCUCCAACAAGUACACCACCUGGUGAAGGUGCCGCAACUCCAGGUGUCCCAGCUGCUACCAUCGAUUUAAGCCACGAUACACACGAACUUAGCACACUCGUCUAA